AUGUCUAUCCUACUAACACCAACGGCCAGGAACGCGACUGCAGCUGCUUUCGAUCCUACCUCCACUCCGGCAAGGACGAAUGGUGCUCCGACGUACAGUGCUGAAUAUCUUUCUGAGCUCAAGGCGAGCACGCCCUCAACACGCCCUCGGCUCCAGGAUGACGACUCUAUUUCGUACGACGCGGAUGUCUCUCUUGCCGCAGACACGUUGGCUCAAUCAUCCUUGGCCUCAAUAGUGGACUUGACUGGAGAUGCAGACACAGAAGCGAGUAUUCUGUCAAGUUCUGCCGUACAAGCCGCGAAGGAGAAACGCGACCGGCUGAGAAAGAUGCGCACAACUGCAGAUGAAGAUUUCAUCUCCUUAUCGGUCACUAAGCACAGUGAUAUACCUCAGGGUCCACAUCCCGAAAGCCGUCUAAUGCGAGAGGAAGACGAGCUGGGCGAGGGCGAUGACGAAUAUGCUGAGUACACUAGUGCACAAGAACGCAUUGCUCUAGGCAAAAAAUCCAAGAAGGUGGAGGCUCGGAAGCGUAGAGAAGAGAUGAGUGAGUUAAUUUUGGAAGCGGAGGAGCAAGACGAGGAAACUAUGGAAUGGGAGGCUGAACAGCUACGCCGCGGUGGAACGUACGUAGACGAAGUUAAGGGAGAAGCAGCAAAGCCUGUCUACAAGCCUGCACCUAGUACGACAUCUUCUAAUGUUUCACUUCUAGUUCCAACGAACGCCCCGAUCCCCGACCUGGACUUAGCGGUCGCCCGACUCAAAGGUUCGCUCACAUCGCUUACUACCUCACAUCAGCAAAACACUGCAUCUAUGGCUUCUCUCGCCCAGGAGCGUGUACAGCUGGAGCAAAAGGAGACAGAGAUGCGAGAGAUGAUUGUGAAGACGGAAGAUAAGCGAAGCUGGUUUGCCGCAUUCAGAGAAUGGGUGGAGAACAUCGCGACUUUUCUGGACGAGAAGUACCCUCAACUGGAGAAAUUGGAGGAGGAACACGUUUCACUCCUUCAAGAACGAUACGAUCUAAUCUCCCAGCGAAGACGAGUCGAUGAUGAUGACGACCUCUCACUGUUCCUUGGGUCACUGCCUGCACCACCACAGUCGCAAGAAAUAGACGAAUUAGGUCGAGUUGUUCCAGUAGCCAACUCUACUGCCCUAAUGCGAGACAGGACAGUUGCUCGUAGCGGUCGGCGACUCCGGAGACGUGCGCAGAAUCAAACCCAAGAAGAGGAGGGUUAUUCAACCGACGCAACUUUGCCACCAUCCGACGCGGCAGAUUUCCAGACAGCAAUAAGCAAGCUACUGAACAAGGGUCAGGACGUCCUGUCAGACGUUCGAGCAAAGGACUUCCGAGAACCUAGCCAAGGCUUGGGCAAGUGGUUCGGAGAGUGGCGUGAGAAAUUCGGAGAUAGCUACACUGGAGCCUGGGGAGGGCUUGGCAUGAUAAGCGGCUGGGAGUUCUGGACAAGAUUGGAAAUCUUAGGCUGGGACCCUCUUGAGGACAAGAGAAGCCUGGACACGUUCUCAUGGUACAAGUCACUAUACGGAUAUUCCCGUCCACGACAUGCCGAGGAUGACGAGGAUGACGAAGAACCCGAAUUGGGUCCCGACGGUGAUCUUGUCUCGGCCAUGAUCAGUACCGCAAUCAUUCCACGGGUGUGCAAGCUAGUAGACGGGGGCGCUCUUGAUCCUUACUCGGCGAAAGACAUUCGAAAUCUCAUAGAUCUGGCGGAGCAGAUUGAAGCUUCUACCGAGAGAGACAGCCUGAAAUUUCAGACGCUUCUAAAGUCGGUGCUCACCGUUUUCCAGCGAGCGGUCGAGUCUGCGGAGACAGCGGUAGCGCCAUACCUGACUUUGAACCGGCCGCGCUUUGACCCCGAAUCGGUCCCAGCUCGCCAACGUUUCCUCGCCAGACGCCAGAAGCUCCUUAACAACAUGGUUCGAUGGCGGAAGUAUUCUGGAGAGCGCUUCGGAAUUGGCAUGCUCAUUACCAACCUGGUGAGUAGCUGCAUGCUACCCGUGGCCGAAAGUGGUUGGGAGGUAGGAGGUGAGGAACGCAUGAAGAAGACCGCAGCCAUGCUCCCCAAUGAGCUCGUCCCUGUUGUGCUCGUGGACCGUUUAGAGGGCGGCAAAUGA
This is a messenger RNA of Phanerochaete carnosa HHB-10118-sp, 2130 nucleotides long. RefSeq lists its product as uncharacterized. NCBI's taxonomy places the organism in Eukaryota, Fungi, Basidiomycota, Agaricomycetes, Polyporales, Phanerochaetaceae. Gene Ontology annotation, molecular function: DNA binding. Gene Ontology annotation, cellular component: U2-type post-mRNA release spliceosomal complex; nucleus. The record is from RefSeq and is a predicted model, not a curated record. Bases 1 to 2130 code for a protein of 709 amino acids. Gene Ontology annotation, biological process: spliceosomal complex disassembly; mRNA splicing, via spliceosome. The transcript has 9 exons.